Molecule: messenger RNA, 1732 nt
Organism: Lates calcarifer (barramundi perch)
Lineage: Eukaryota; Metazoa; Chordata; Actinopteri; Centropomidae
Gene: htatip2
Product: HIV-1 Tat interactive protein 2
Exons: 7
Coding region: 264-1094 (276 amino acids)
Biological process (GO): import into nucleus
Cellular component (GO): cytoplasm
Source: RefSeq, a predicted model, not a curated record
AAGAUGGGAACGGGACAUGGAGUUUUCAAAGCGUCUCUCCCUUUUCGUGGGGUUUACUAUCAAAUUAUAACAAAUAAAUAAAAUAUAUCAUUAACAGUGUUAACAGUGAACCCGUGCCGUCUAUCCAGCCACAUACGAUAGUGACGAUGAUUUCAGAUUUUUCCUCAGCCUAUCAAGGAAGCAGGAAGACAGCACCGUCUGUUUAACCGAAGGAACCAGGAAGUGGUCCUGCAAUUUAACCGUUGUUGUUAUGGUUGCUUGUGAUGAAACUACUGGCCACCACCCUUGGAAAAGCAACCGGGGUCCUAACUCUCGUAGUUGUUGUCAUUGCAGCGGUUUUGAAUUAUUUCGACGACCCCGAUCCGGUAAAGUAUAUCAGCAUGGCGGAGGACGUGAAGACUCUGGAGGAAAACUUCAGGCAGCAGAAUAAAAGCUGUUUUAUCCUUGGUGCUUCUGGUGAAACGGGCAAAGUGUUGCUUCAAGAUCUGCUGGAGCGCAACAUCUUCUCCAAAAUCACUCUCAUUGGAAGGAGACAGCUCACCUUUGAAGGCAAAGCAUAUGAAAAUCUGGUGCAAGAGGUGGUGGACUUUGAGAAGCUUGAUGAUUAUGCUGCUUCCUUCCAGGGCCACGAUGUUGGCUACUGCUGUCUGGGAACAACCAGAGCAAAAGCAGGGGCUGAAGGAUUCGUCCGCGUUGAUCAUGACUAUGUUCUAAAAUCAGCUGAGCUCGCCAAGGCAGGAGGCUGCACGCAGUUCCACCUGGAGUCCUCCAGAGGUGCUGAUAAAACUAGCAACUUUCUCUACCUCAAAGUCAAGGGACAAGUGGAAGCUGAUAUUGAGGCACUGGGUUUUGACAGAUACGCCAUUUACAGACCAGGGGUUUUGCUGGUGGACAGGCAGGAGAGUCGGCCUGCUGAGUGGAUGACCAGGAAAUUCUUUGCUGCCUUCUCCUCGGUGUGUCAGUCGUCCAUGUCCAUCCCGAUCGAAUUGGUGGCAAAGGCAAUGGUGACAAACACUCUACUUCAGCCGGAUCAGAAAACUGAGAUCCUGGAGAACAAAGCCAUCGCCGCUCUGGGAAAGAGUGCAGGGAAAUAAGAGAGAGCAGGGAAUGCACUGAGAGGCAGCAGAUAUACAGAGAAGACUACCUACUGCAAUCACUCAUCAUUUCAUCAGGGUUUUCACAGUAAUUUAAUUUAUCUAUUAAUUUUGCAACUGUCAGAAAACCAAAGGGUGCUUCUGUGGAAGUAGCUGACUGUUAUAUGUCUAUUAAAUUCUUUAUGGGGGAAACAUGUGAAGCUAUCAAAAUAUUUCAUUUUGAAAUUGUGUACGGGUUUCUUUUUUUCCUUUUCUUUUUUGUCUCUAAUAACAUUGUAUAUUUUCAUCAGGGAACUGUUGCCAGGCUUUUUGAUGUUCACCAUUUGUGCUCUGAGACAAGAGAUUGCACCACUGCCUUAACAUAAAUCCUCAUGUUUAUUCUACACUAGAUUAAAAUAUCAGGACAUGGUUUCCAUAAAAGCUACAUCAAUAUUUAAAGUCUGUAUCUAUGCUAUACUAUACCUGUAUGAUUAUAUAUUGCACGAAUAUGAAACAAUAUCUGUGCUUUGUUAUAUUAUAGGUAAUACAUUUGUUCAUUUUUGGUUAGACAGUAUCUUUAACAUGCAGAUGCCAUCCUUUGACAAUAUGAGUUUGAAUGAUACCAGCAACAACUUUGAAUAAACCUUGUUGAUACUGAA